Molecule: messenger RNA, 1813 nt
Organism: Medicago truncatula (barrel medic)
Lineage: Eukaryota; Viridiplantae; Streptophyta; Magnoliopsida; Fabales; Fabaceae
Product: NEDD8-activating enzyme E1 catalytic subunit
Exons: 9
Coding region: 69-1433 (454 amino acids)
Biological process (GO): protein neddylation
Cellular component (GO): nucleus; cytoplasm
Molecular function (GO): NEDD8 activating enzyme activity
Source: RefSeq, a predicted model, not a curated record
AUCAAGCAACAAAAUCUUUAGUUCCUUCAUGUUUGCGAGGUUUUGAAAAACCUCAUACGAUAGUUGCCAUGGCUGAUACCUCAGCGCAAAUUCAACAACAACAACCAAGUCGAUCAAGGGACCUCGACAAACUCCUUCUCCGACCCGGCAAUCUUGUGGGUCCCAGGUUCGAACCUGGCGCAGAGUUAAGAGAUGAUCUUCAAGAAUUCGCGAAAGUGUUGGUGGUUGGUGCUGGUGGGUUAGGUUGUGAAUUGUUGAAAGAUUUAGCUUUAUCUGGUUUUCGUAACCUUGAUGUUAUUGAUAUGGAUCGUAUUGAAGUUACUAAUCUCAAUCGCCAAUUUUUGUUUAGACUUGAGGAUGUUGGGAAACCUAAAGCUGAGGUAGCUGCUAAGCGUGUAAUGGAAAGAAUUAGUGGUGUGAAUAUUGUGCCACAUUUUUGCAGGAUUGAGGAUAAGGAGAUUGAAUUUUAUAAUGAUUUUAGUAUUAUUGCACUUGGUCUUGAUUCGAUUGAGGCACGGAGUUACAUCAAUACUGUUGCUUGUAGUUUUCUAGAGUAUGAUUCUGAUGACAAUCCACGAGAAGAGACAAUCAAACCUAUGGUGGAUGGCGGGACUGAAGGUUUCAAGGGCCAUGCCAGGGUUAUUAUGCCAGGGAUCACACCGUGCUUUGAGUGUACCAUAUGGCUUUUUCCACCUCAAGUGAAGUUUCCUUUAUGUACCCUGGCAGAAACCCCUAGAACCGCUGCCCACUGUAUUGAAUAUGCUCACUUGAUUAAAUGGGAUGAGGUUCAUCGUGGAGUGCCUUUUGACCCUGAUAACCCCGAGAAUAUGAAAUGGGUUUAUGAUGAGGCUGUCAAGAGGGCCGAGCUUUUUGGCAUUCCUGGAGUUACUUAUUCUUUUACCCAGGGUGUUGUGAAGAACAUCAUACCGGCUAUAGCUUCAACAAAUGCAAUUAUAUCAGCUGCAUGUGCGCUGGAAACAUUGAAGAUUGCAACAGAGUGCAGCAAAACUUUGUCAAACUAUUUGACGUAUAAUGGUUCAGAAGGCCUCCACACUAAAGUCACAGAAUUUGAGAGGGACAAAGACUGCCUUGUGUGUGGUCCUGGUAUACGUAUUGAACUGGACCCUUCAAUCACAUUGCAAAAGUUCAUGGAUCUUCUGGAAGAACAUCCUAAGUUGCGAUUGUCGAAAGCUAGUGUUACACAUCGAGGAAAGAAUCUGUAUAUGCAAGCUCCCCCUGUAUUGGAGGAAAUGACUCGAUCAAACCUGACUCUAUCUCUUUUUAACCUCAUGGGUAAAUUGCCCAAGGACAUUGUGCAUGUGAAUGGGAUGACAAGCAAGAAUGACCAAAAAACCUCAUGUUUGAGAAAAUUACGCGUUGUUUUCAAGGGAAUUGAUGGGGUUACAGAUAUGGAUACUGCUGGAGGAGCAUAACUUAGGAAAAUGUUCUGGCUUUAUAAGCACAGGUUAAUGUUAGAUAUCACAGCUUGUUUCCAAUAUUAGUGAGGUAAGAUUAACAAUUUCUACUAUGUAAACGUCAGUAACAUCGGAUGCUGCAAAUUUGGUUGUCCCACAGGGUGAUGAUUUUUGAUAAUUCCAUUUUGUAAUGUGCACCUAGAUUGAUGGAAGCACAUUAGACCAUGGAUUGCUGAAAUAUUUCUCACUACACGUGUUUCAUUUCGCUAUAUCAAUUAUUAUUAUUUUUUUGAAGGAGGGUUAUUAUCAAUUUAAUUUGUGCUAGAGAAAUUAGGAUAUUUGUAGAGAUUUGUAAACAAUGAAUGAUUAUGCAUAAAUCAUAUAGACAUAUGAACCAA